Messenger RNA from Alternaria triticimaculans, 359 nucleotides. RefSeq names its product mitochondrial ribosomal small subunit component. The annotation marks the transcript as partial. The record is from RefSeq and is a predicted model, not a curated record. NCBI's taxonomy places the organism in Eukaryota, Fungi, Ascomycota, Dothideomycetes, Pleosporales, Pleosporaceae. Gene Ontology annotation, molecular function: structural constituent of ribosome. Gene Ontology annotation, cellular component: mitochondrial small ribosomal subunit. The transcript has a single exon.
AUGGGCCGCUACGACUUCCGCCCGAUGCGGGUGCGCCAGACCGCGAAAGCCCUCUUCGACUCGAAACGAGAACCCAACCUUCCGCAAUGGUACGACGUAGUCGGCAACAUACCGCCCGGCGAGACGCUCGCCCGCCCAGUCCUGCGCAUACCCAAGAUGCGAAAGGCGCGGAAAGCCAGCAAACUAUUCCAACCACUACCCAUCGCAUACCCAGAAGACAAGCUGCGUUCAGAAUUCUUCGGCGACCACCCAUGGGAACUGGCACGGCCGCGGCUAGUCGUAGAAGACAGCGGGAACGACUCCAAGAAAUACGACUGGAGUAAGAUUGUCCAGCCAGGGAAGCAAUUAGACGGUGAAAG